This is a messenger RNA of Orbicella faveolata, 1597 nucleotides long. RefSeq lists its product as uncharacterized. Lineage: Eukaryota; Metazoa; Cnidaria; Anthozoa; Scleractinia; Merulinidae. Gene Ontology annotation, molecular function: rRNA (cytosine-N4-)-methyltransferase activity. Gene Ontology annotation, biological process: rRNA base methylation. The record is from RefSeq and is a predicted model, not a curated record.
AAGUAGGCGCGCUUGAAUCCGCAAUGCUUUUGGUCAGUCGUUUCACAGAAAUGAAACAAAAUGGCGGCGGGUUCUUUGUCGUUGUUUUGCGCAAGAAGUCUUUUUAUACUUCCUUCUCAGAAAUUGCGAUGCUUCUGCACUCAAGGUGAUUCACACACCAUUCAUGUCCCUGUGAUGCUGAAGGAAUGUCUCAGCUUUCUAGCUCCUCGUGAUGGACAGAUAUUUAUAGAUGCAACAUUUGGUUCUGGCGGACAUAGUGCAGCAAUCCUUUCAAGUGCAAGCUGCAAAGUCUAUGCUCUUGACAGAGAUCCAAGUGCAAUAGAGAUAGCAAACAUUCUUUCAGAGAGACCAGAAUUUAAGGGAAAGUUAUUUCCCAUUUUGGGAAAAUUUAGUAAUAUCUACAAACUUCUUCAAGGCCAUGGAAUUAAAAAUGAAUCUGUUGAUGGAAUGCUUCUUGACAUUGGUGCUUCCAGUGUUCAAUUUGAUGAUCCAGACAGAGGGUUUUCUUUUUACAAAGAUGGUCCACUUGAUAUGAGAAUGGAUGUAAGAAAUAUCAGCUGUGAAAGAGGUGAUAAGCAGCUUCUGUUGACAGCCGCUGAUGUGGUCAAUUCUAUCAACGAGACAGAACUUACAGCUGUAUUAAGGCAAUAUGGACAAGAAAAGGAAGCUGUUCGUAUAUCCAGGGCUAUUGUGCGAGCCCGAGGAAAGAUGCCAAUACUUUUCACGAGACAGUUAGCCGCCAUUGUAACGGCAGCGGUACGCUACAACAGAACCGACCAGUUUUCUCGUAACCUCCACCCUGCGGCAAGAACGUUUCAAGCACUGCGCAUACUUGUAAACGACGAGCUCAAUGAACUUCAAUGUGCCCUGAAAACGGCGCACAAACUGCUACGUCCUGGAGGGCGUCUUGUAGUCAUUUCAUUUCAUGCUCUAGAAGACUCUAUCGUUAGACAUUUCUUCAAAGAAGCCAACUCCGAGGUGAGCUACCUGCGAUCAAGAACAAAAGUUGCAGGCAAGGCGAAAGCGAGCACGUGGCUUCCUCUUCAUAAGAACGUUAUUCAUCCGUCAGAUGAGGAAGUUUACCUUAAUCCACGUUCGAGAUCUGCUAAACUACGUGCUGCAGCUAAAGCGGACAACUUGGUUCUAGAUUUAACUGAGCUUACAACCUUAUUAGACAAGAACUCUGGGCAAACGUUUUAUAACGGUACAACACCUAUUUAAAAAUCAUCUUACUAUUCAAAACUGGUGUACUUGGCGCUAGUACAACUCUUUUUGUUUUAGUUAUGAAAUCUUGAUCUGUGAAAUCUGUUUAUGGACGAGUCGAAUGUAUGUAGCUCAACACAUAUUUAUGAAGAGUAUAAAAAACGCAAAAUAAACAAAACACUCUUCGUCAAUUUUAAUUAAUAGUUUUGCCAUUUUAACAAAGUGUGCAAAACUAUAAGAGGGAGAACAAACGAACGGAAUCGAGAAUUAAUUCAGAACAAAUUAAUAUUAUAUUUUACUACCAAAACAAUGUAUGCUUUUUGAAAUGUAUUCAAUCUAUGGAAUCCUAUGUCGGUUUCAAAUCUUUUCAAUAAACUGUACAGUUCUGUUAGUA